Paramuricea clavata is the source of this 5554-nucleotide messenger RNA. The record is from the annotation of a GenBank genome assembly. Lineage: Eukaryota; Metazoa; Cnidaria; Anthozoa; Malacalcyonacea; Plexauridae.
GUGAAGGUCCCACGCCAAUAUCCAUUCGCAAUUUCCGCAGGCGAUACAAAUUGUGUGUCAACCAGUGCAAUGAGUGUGGUGCAAAAUGAAUGUGAUGGAAGGACGAACUGUUUCUUUAAUGUCAAUGAUGGUGUUUUCCUUCCUUCGAAUUCGAGUUGUCUGAAAAAUACAAUCUUACUUGUUCGCUACAGAUGUAAAAGCAACAUUCCAGGUAUUUUUGCCAGCUCAUUCCAGGUAUUUUUGCAAGCUUAUUAAACUGCAGCUAAUGCUGACGCUGGAUAAUGCAAUAUGUGUAUCCUAACCCAUCCUGCUGUAGAAAACCCACGACUUCUGGCCGAGCAUUGAUUGACUUUACAUACAUGAAUGUGUUGAGUCCGUAGCGAGAACGAAACCAACGUCACACCGGCGCUGCACUUUAGAUCGUGCAUGCUUACUAAUUUUGGUUAAGUUCUGCAGAUUACGACACAUUGUCAGUACGAAGUCAGUACGCAGUAACGUGCAAUAAAUAAUCAAAUAACAGAAAGUAAAAAUUUCAACUAAGUCCAACGACACUAGCGAUACCUCGCAGUAUACAUCAUAUCAGCGGUCGCGUUUGGCGUAAAAAAAUGUUGAUGAGUUGCAAAUCAGCAGGGAUUUGUUUCAUGAUUUGUUUCAUGAAUUAUUAAAUACAUUAUUUGGUGUAUCAACAGACAAUAAGCUUCAGUUUAUAUUUUAGAUCCAUGUUACUUUAAGUAUUUCUUUCUACCUGUAUAAGUAAGUUCAGGAUUUGUCAUGUAGAGUAUUAAAACAAUCAUUUUCAUGAUAUAAUCCUUAUUUUAUCCAUUUUUAUAUUUAAGCUGCUCCAAACAUACUUUAUAUCAAAGUUAGAAGUCAACAUGAACUGCUAGUAGUUUGGUCGUUCAAUAACAACAAUGGUGAUAGGACAAAGUUUCAGAUUUGUUGGAACAAAACCGCUGGGGGAACGGAUCGAGAUUGUCAUCAAGGAUUUUAUUUCAAACCUACAGUUAUAAGCACAACAAUUCCGGGACUGCAGUCAGCGACAAAGUAUACCAUAACAGUAGUACGAUAUACUAGUGAUGGAGCAACCCCUAGUAGAAAAGGGCAAAAAGUUGCCAUAACUCGCUCAGGUUAGAAUUUACUGAUAUCUUAACUAAAAUUAUUCACUACUAAAUAAUUUCCUGACAUUAUGGUGCAGCAGACUGUGGUCAAUCGACAUGCAGUUAUCAAAGUCAGAAAAUAAUAUUAAUGUUUUUAUUAUUUGUACUUCUAGCAGUCUCAAAUAGAAUCGAGUGAUUUAGUUCAAUUUUCUUGUUCCCAUAACUAGUCAACAUUUUCUGAGAUGGACCACUAUAUAUCUACUGUCCCAUAACGCUUGCUGAAACAUAUCAAUAGAUCUGUCAAUAUUAUUUAAUUGUUGAUUCUAAGUUGAUAUUAGCGUGCUAGUUAUACCCACGGCUACAAAUGUAAGUAUACCUAUAAACUCCUUUGAAUCCGAAUGUUUUAUCGUGGUACUAAUUUUAACCAUAGCCUAUAUCGAAGGGGAGGUGGCUGUGAAACUCAUUAGAAUAACAAUUAUAUAUAACUCAUUAUCUAUGUUGGUCAACGUUUAUUCAUAAAUCUGGUCCUUCACCGUCACGUGUGUAUUGUAUUUUUACCCAACUAACCAAUAGCAAUGUUUUAGGAAAGUCACCUAUCCAUGACUCGAACAAUAGGGAAACUGGAAAUUGCUAUUGGUGGAUUUGGCAAAAAUACAAUACACACGUGACGGUGAAGGACCAUAUUUAUGAAUACACGUUGACUAACACAGAUAAUGAGUUAUAUUGUUAUUCUAAUGAGUUUCACAGCCAUCGAUCUCCCCUUCGAUAGGCUAUGUUUUAACAGAACCUAGAACAAACACAUACAUGUAAGACCUGUUUAGAGUUGACUAUUCUUCAGACAUUUUGGCCGUUCGAAGCCAUAUAUAGGGUAUAAGAAAUUGGAUUUAUUUUUAUUUUGGAUCUAAACUAAUAGUGCAUGCACUCGCAUCUUUGUAUCAUUCUUUUGUAUUUCAGCUCCACUUCAGUUGCAAGUUAGAGGAAUAAGAUCUGCGACCUCUUUUCAAGUUAAACUUGGAGCACUUCAAAGUGCAGAUGAUAUGUGAGUUCACGUUUUUCUCUACUUAACGGGAAAUUAUAAGCAUGCAGCAUGACAGGCACAUCGAUGCUAUACAGAACACAAUAUGUUGUUGUUAUGGUUAUUAUAUGUAAUAUAGUAUAAAUACAGCAUGAGCGACCGUGUUGUAUCAGAGUUACAAACUCGAGCCGAACGCGAGGUUGUAUGCUGUCUAUAGCUUGUGAAACGUAAGGAUUUCAACAGUUGUGUUUUAAGAAAUUAUUUUAAAAACUGGUUUUAUCUGAGAAAAUCGAUAAUUUUCUUCAUGAAUUAUUAAUAAGUUUUAACAAGCUUUAUAUCAAAUAAAUGGCAUUCAAUUUUUUCAAAUGGAUCCAGGAACGUCUUAUUACAAUGACUAAAUUCUGGUCCUACAGUUUCCUCUCUCGCUAGAAAGUGAACCUUCCACCGUAUAGCUGCAUGUACUCCGUGGUUUGACAUAGAUAUUGUUUACCUGUUUAGGUAUGUUCAAAUUAUUGUAUCGAAACUACGAAACAAUACAAAGCCAACUGAACAUCCAGGAAACGACCUUAUACCGUACAAUGAAAACACUGUCGAUAACCAGCCAUACAUAGCCGCACAGAUUGAUGGAACGAACAUCAAUCAAAACAGUGUUUUUACAGUAGGAGAUGAUAAGGAAUACGCUCCAUCUGGCACAAGAAAAAGAAAAAGAAGAAGCACUAACUAUCAGAAUGUCCAAUUGGAGCCAGAGACGUAUUACUCUGUUUUUCAAAGAACAUUUAAAAGUGCGGUAAGUGGUAAAUUAUCUCAAUCUAAAUAUGAGAGUAAUCUGAGAAAAAUUUCGGGGCCGCGGUACACGAGAUUCAUUUUUGUGCUGGUUCUGACCGAAUCUGUUCUUGUUAAGUAUUGGUGGGUUUCACCGAAUGCUACCGUGGUAUAAUUAUGGAACAAGACAAUUCUGAUAUUAUAAAAUCACUUGUGUUAAAUCCCAGUCAAACAAGGAUGAGAGUUGGCAGUUCCGCAUUGUUACGGGGGACAUUUCAAGCUCUAAAUAAAGCUUCGAUGCUUGUUCCAAAUAUGGUUUAACUUAAACAGAAUACAUGAUAGUGUUGGGAAAGCAUUAAGAACAACCCUAAACUGAUCAAUCGAUAUUUGACUUUCUUUCGGACACUUCGGCAGGGCAUUCCAGUGCACAGCUGUGAACAUCGGAGUAGCUGAUGGUCUUCUUCAGAUAAUUCGUGUUUGAGUUGGCAGCGUGAAAUUUGUAUCUCCGUGACAUCUCGGUACAACGGAACUUUUUAUGAGUGCAAGGAAAAUUUUUCACCAUCUUUGUUUAGGAUUUGUACUACGAUUCAGAUUGGAUGGAUGUUAUCAAAACAGAUGAACUGCCAACUAAAGCGUCAUCCACCCCCCUGACAAAUGUGUCCGUGGUAACUACAGAAGGAACUGCAAUCACUCAACCAGGGGGAGGUCCUGAUGAUGAGAAGCAAAGUGGUGGCUGCAGUGAAGGACGUAGUGCAGGUACGGAUAUUUUAGUACGAUUUAUAUUGUUUACAAAUUCUAUAAAACAUAACGACAUUAGAACAAAAGCACCAUACGUUGUCUCGUUUAUAGAAGAUUUCUUUUUGGAGUAUGUUUAAUUAACUUAAAAAUUAAUUGCCGCAUGAAAAUGGAUGUUAGCGAACUUAAGUAAGACGUAAUCUACGUAGCAAAGAAACACAUUUUGAGACAUUCAAAGUUAACGUGUUGUUUAAUUUUAACAUAGGUACAGAAGAUGGUGAAAAAUAUCUUGUUGGAAUUAUAGUAUUAAUAAUUCUCGUGAUAAUUUUGCUCGUUGCCCUUGCUUAUUUCAUUUAUCAAAUUCGGCGACUCAAAUCAUCAAAGGCAAACUUGGAGAACAAGUGCAAGGACAGAAAUAAUUCAAAAGAAAUUGAUGAAAAUCUUGACAAUGAUGAUGCAAAUUAUGAUCACGCGAAUUAUGAAGAAGUGGAAAAUGAAGAGUCGACGUAUACAGCUCUCAAAAGACCUGGCCCUGGGGAGGAAGAAAAUGAUGUUCAUUUAUAUGCCCAUCUAAAUGAAGUACACAAGGACUACGUGAAUCAGGCAGAAACUGGAUUUUGAGGAGGCUCUUGUACGAAGCCCAUUUGGUUUAUCUUGUGAAGAAACUCAAUAUAGAAAUCGCUUGUUGAAUAACCAAGUUUUCGACUUGAAUAGAAAAUUACCAAUCCAAAGUAAUUAUUAGACUGUUGUCAUUAUAUCUACAGUCAAAUUAUUAGACUGUUAUCAUUAUAAAACAUAAUCUACGCCUAAUAAAUAUAGAUGUGAACAAGUUACUACAGAUAUAUUGGCAAUCUAAAAUUUAUAUUCUGCCGAACCGUCAGUACAUAUAUAUAUACUCUUUCAAAACUACAUUAAGAUGAUGUUUCAAUAUUAUGUUUGUAUAUACAUACAAGCGGCUGUAAAUUUAAACGUGAAAUAUCUAAAAGAAGUAGACGCCAGUAAACGAUAUUAAUUGUGCUUGAACAAAAAUUAGGUCGUUGACACUAACAAUUUAGAUCGAUCCCAAGCCGAUUCAGAGUUGUAUCGGGCCAAGUUUGGACCGACCAACAACGAGGCUGAGACUGAAUCAAGAUCAAUCCACCUCUAGAGGUGGUGGUCUCGGAUCCGUACACGUUUUAGCAAAGCAAGUAAGUAACCAUGUUACGAAGUAGUCUGGGGACUAUUCACACUUAUAGUACUCUUUAAGAUGGAUCUAAAUUAGAGCGAUCACAAAACGAUCUGACGCCGGUUUCUACAUUUGCACAAAAACUUGAAUGAAUUAAUAAGCGCGGAAAAACUGCUAGGCUGCUAAGCAAGAAAUAGACCUUUGGAAGUGCUUACGUCACGCGAUUUGUGAUACAGAGGAUUUCUGGGAUGCACAAUGCAUUGUGGGAUACUUUUUGGUCAAUAAUUCAUUGUUUGAAAAUUACGUGACGUAUUCCUAAGUAAAACGUGAACUGACCGUAGACCACCUCGUCCAGUUCAGAUCGACCUCGAAUCAGUCUCGGCUCGUUAAUCGUUAUUGAUUGUCCACACUUUGCCCGAUAUGGCUCUGAUUUCAGAUCGAUCGUUCAACUCCCUUAUCAGGGUUUCACCUGAACUGCUAGUAAUGUGUAGUAUCUGCAUGAGACUGAAGCUAUUUUGAUAAGCUAUAUUAAGAAGUCUUGUCACCGCCUGAAACCAAUAUUGGCCUGGUAUUGUAUGUUGUCGUAGCGAUAAAUAUAACUGCUUCAUUUUUUUUGUUGAAACAUCUCAUUUACACUGAUAAAGAUUCGAGCUUCCGAUCGAAAGUUUUGCCAAAUAAAUACACGUGAUGUUUUUUUAUAAAAACAAAAGUAUUUUCAGUUAUAUAACUUAUAUUGGUUAAGAAUUCCGUCUAAAACCUCCCACAAUCCCCACAAAUGAC